ACCAUCGACUUCUUGGGACCGCUUUGUUCCAUCACUUCACACCCGCUUCCGUUUGCAACUCCGCGACCCAAAUUGGGAGGAAGGAGAACCUUACAAGUCCCUAAAUGUCUAAGCACCAAUACUCAUGCCAUAUAAAAGGGUCAUUCCUUUCGCAUACCAGGACCAUGAUGCCUUUCACCUUCGAAGACCGCACUGGCGACCUCCACCGUUCUGAUUUCGAUGAUAUAUAUGAUCGCAUGUUCUUCCGCAUCACACCCUACCCUCAUGUUACAUCAGGAAACAAGAACACACUAGCCGUCUACGUGAUGGGCUGCCGUUCCACGCGCCGCAAAGACACUCGCCACCUCGACCGCCAUCCUUCCGUCGUUCUUGAAUUCGGCGAAACACGUCCUGGACUAGGGACUAUCUACUUCACCCAAUCGCCAUCGUCAAGUAUUCCGAUACCUAUGCACACUUAUCUGAGGAAAACCACGUUCUUUGGAGGAUCACUUUCGAGAAAAUUUAGAGCUUCCGACGGGCGUGAAUAUAAGUGGCAGCAUAAGUCUAUCGAUGGACAUGAGUGGACGUGCUUGUCGGCAGAAGGGUACAUGGUAGCACAUUACGACCUUCGGCCACCAAGCAUUGCCGUAUAUGGUGUCUCAGGGAACACUCUCACUAUCCAUGAGGCCUAUUCAAACCUCUGUGUCGAUAUACUAGCUAGUUUGACGAUUAUGCGAUAUAUCGCCGAGCAUGGGCUGUAGCUAUUUUCUUCUUCGCUUCCACCUGGUGCCAGGGAUUCGUUCUCCAUUCAUAUUCGUCCUGCGCCGAAAAAAGACUGGCACUGGGGGCCAGAAAACAUGGAUGGAUCAUCGAUGCAGUACGCUUGCCAUGCGGGUGGUGAUGGGAUAUAGGCCGUGUUUGAAUACCUAUGUAUACUCUUCAAAUUCCCUUGCUCGGGGGAG
Molecule: messenger RNA, 941 nt
Organism: Pisolithus orientalis
Lineage: Eukaryota; Fungi; Basidiomycota; Agaricomycetes; Boletales; Pisolithaceae
Exons: 6
Coding region: 105-740 (211 amino acids)
Source: RefSeq, a predicted model, not a curated record